Molecule: messenger RNA, 1287 nt
Organism: Ascochyta rabiei
Lineage: Eukaryota; Fungi; Ascomycota; Dothideomycetes; Pleosporales; Didymellaceae
Exons: 4
Coding region: 1-1287 (428 amino acids)
Source: RefSeq, a predicted model, not a curated record
AUGUAUUACUCAGCUUCCACCAUUGCGCUAGUCGCUUUCGCUGCCAACGUCCACGCCCAUGGAGUUGUCCUCGCCGCUGUUGGAGACUCGGGCCAGAGCCAGGGCUUCUUGGUCGACCAGAACCUGGCACGUAACUGCACCACCAUCUCGCCCUGCCAGCAGGACUCGACCAUCAUCCGCGACUCCGAGAUCAAGCAGAACAUCGUGAACGCGUGUGGCCGGACAGAGAUCAGCGGCAACAUCGAUAUCGGCGAGCAGACAGAGAACGAGCUGGCUGCCAACCGCAUGACCCAGGUCUCAUCCGGAAGUGUGAUGGCUGUGACCAUCCACCAGGUCAACGCUGAUGGCGCUGGGCCUUAUGAGUGCGAUCUCGACGAGACCAGCAACGCUCAAACCACGCUCACACCACUGAAGGUGGCCAAUAACGUCCCCGGUGCCAACGGACUCUCACAGGCCAAGGAGCAGGACUUCACCAUCAACGUCGCCAUGCCUGACAAGUUCAACUGCAUCGGCGCAUCGACUGGCAACAUCUGCACUGUCCGAUGCCGCAACACCGCCGUCGCAGGACCCUUUGGCGGCUGCUUCGCUGUCCAGCAGACCGACGGAGAGGGCCGUGACCCGACCGCUGCUGGUAAGUCGUUUGUUCCUCGAUCCAAAGUACACAGACUCACCUUCGCGUUAGGUGUCCAAACCGCACAAACGUUCGAGGGCAUCUCGGACCAGAUCCUGCAGAACCAGCAGGAUCUCCCCGUUGCCAUCGCAGCAAACCAGGCUGCUGGCGCUGCCGGUGGCAACGAGGGGGCAAGUGCCAUUUCUGCUCUCAUCUCCGCCACAGCUGCGCCCACGGUAGCCGAACAGACCGCCGCGGCAGGCAACGGCAACCAGAACCAGGACCAGAACCAAAAUGGAGGCGGUAACAACCAGAACGCGGGCGGUAAUGGCGGCAACAGAAACGGCCAGAAUGCUGGUGGUGAUGCUGGUGGUAAUGUUGGUGGUAACGCGGGCGGUAAUGCGGGCGGUAAUGCGGGCGGCAACCAGAACGCAGCCGGCGGAAACGGCAAUGCUAACGGCAAUGCUAACGGCAAUGCUAACGGCAAUGGACGCGGCGGACAGGCACAGGCAGGACAGGGACAACAGGGACAACAGGCACAGCAGGGACAACAGGCACAAGCAGGCCAGGGCGCACAAGGCCAGGGCGGACGUGGAGGACGUGGAGGACGUGGGGGCAACGGGCGCGGCAACAACAAGCGGUCCAGCAGCAAGUUCCUCACCAGGUUCCUCCUCUAA